Myotis lucifugus (little brown bat) is the source of this 2498-nucleotide messenger RNA. It is a transcript of the gene EPHA10, whose product is annotated as EPH receptor A10. Gene Ontology annotation, molecular function: ATP binding; protein binding; transmembrane-ephrin receptor activity. The coding region runs from base 1 to 2400 and encodes 799 amino acids. Gene Ontology annotation, biological process: axon guidance; protein phosphorylation. The transcript is spliced from 17 exons. Gene Ontology annotation, cellular component: neuron projection. NCBI's taxonomy places the organism in Eukaryota, Metazoa, Chordata, Mammalia, Chiroptera, Vespertilionidae. The record is from RefSeq and is a predicted model, not a curated record.
AUGGCCUUCCUGUCUGCAGGCAAAGGAGCCGGAUCCUCCCAGCCCCUGCCAUGGCUACUGCCCAGCGAGUAUGUCUUCAUCCUCCUGGAUUCCAAAGCCUCCCAGGUUGAACUGGGCUGGACUGCACUGCCGAGCAAUGGGUGGGAGGAGAUCAGCGGUGUGGACGAGCACGACCGUCCCAUCCGCACGUACCAGGUGUGCAACGUGCUGGAGCCCAACCAGGACAACUGGCUGCAGACGGGCUGGAUCGGCCGCGGCCGCGGGCAGCGCAUCUUCGUGGAGCUGCAGUUCACGCUGCGCGACUGCAGCAGCAUCCCCGGCGCCGCGGGCACCUGCAAGGAGACGUUCAACGUCUACUACCUGGAAACCGAGGCCGACCUGGGCCGCGGGCGUCCCCGGCCAGGCAGCAGCCGGCCCCGCAAGAUCGACACGAUCGCCGCGGACGAGAGCUUCACUCAGGGCGACCUCGGCGAGCGCAAGAUGAAGCUGAACACCGAGGUGCGCGAGCUGGGGCCGCUCAGCCGGCCCGGUUUCCACCUGGCCUUCCAGGACGUGGGCGCAUGCGUGGCGCUGGUCUCCGUGCGCAUGAAUCUCAUCACACAUCUGCAGCGGGAGAGCAGGUGCCUGGGCUCAGCUUUUCGCUCCAUUCUCAGGAUUUAUCAGGCUCUCAUUUUCAUCCAGUCACGUUCCGAUGGCUCUUGGAUCUCCAUCCUCCUCGCAGACACCUCUCGGCCCUGGGAGGAGGAUGAGAUUCGCAGGGACCGAGUGGAACCCCAGAGCGUGUCCCUGUCAUGGCGGGAGCCCAUCCCUGCUGGAGCCGCUGGGGCCAAUGGCACAGAAUACGAGAUCCGCUACUACGAGAAGGGUCAGAACGAGCAGACGUACUCCACCGUGAAGACAGGGGCGCCUGCGGUCACCGUCACCAACCUGAAGCCAGCUACUCGCUACAUCUUUCAGAUCCGGGCGGCUUCCCCGGGGCCCUCCUGGGAGACGCAGAGCUUCAGCCCCAGCAUUGAAGUACAGACCCCAGGGGAGGCUGCCUCCGGCUCCAGGGACCAGAGCCCCGCAGUUGUCGUCACCGUGGUGACCAUCUCAGCCCUCCUUGUCCUGGGCUCUGUGAUGAGCGUGCUGGCCAUUUGGAGGAGGCCCUGCAGCUAUGGCAAAGGAGGUCAGGAUGCCCACGAUGAGGAGGAGCUGUAUUUCCACUUCAAAGUGCCGACUCGCCGCACGUUCAUGGACCCCCAGAGCUGUGGGGACCCACUGCAGGCCGUUCACCUGUUUGCCAAGGAGCUGGAUGCGAAAAGCGUCACAGUGGAGAAGAGCCUCGGAGCAGGGCGGUUUGGGGAGCUGUGCUGUGGCCGCCUGCAGCUCCCUGGCCGCCAGGGGCUCCCGGUGGCUGUGCACACACUGAGGGAAGGCUGCUCCGACUCCCAGAGGCUCAGUUUCCUGGCCGAGGCCCUCACGCUGGGGCAGUUUGACCACAGCAACGUCGUGCGGCUGGAGGGGGUUGUCACCCGAGGAAGCACCCUGAUGAUCGUCACUGAGUACCUGAGCCACGGGGCCCUGGACGGCUUCCUCAGGCGGCACGAGGGCCAGAUGGUGGCCGGGCAGCUGCUGGGGCUGCUGCCUGGGCUGGCGUCAGCCAUGAAGUAUCUGUCAGAGAUGGGCUACGUUCACCGGGGCCUGGCCGCCCGCCGCGUGCUGGUCAGCAGUGGCCUUAUCUGCAAGAUUUCCGGCUUUGGGCGGGGACCUCGGGACCGAGCAGAGGCUGUCUACACCACCAUGAGUGGCCGGAGCCCGGCGCUGUGGGCCGCCCCCGAGACGCUGCAGUUCGGCCACUUCAGCUCUGCCAGCGACGUGUGGAGCUUCGGUGUUGUCAUGUGGGAGGUGAUGGCGUUUGGGGAGCGGCCCUACUGGGACAUGUCCAGCCAGGACGUAAUCAAGGCCGUGGAGGAUGGCUUCCGGCUGCCGCCCCCCAGGAACUGCCCUUCCCCCCUGCACCGGCUGAUGCUGGACUGCUGGCAGAAGGACCCGGGUGAGCGGCCCAGGUUCUCCCAGAUCCACAGCAUCCUGAGCAAGAUGGUGCAGGACCCAGAUCCCCCGAAGUGUGCUACGGCCCCCUGUCCCAGGCCACCCACUCCCCUGGCGGACCGUGCCUUCUCCACCUUCCCCUCCUUUGGCUCCGUGGGCGCCUGGCUGGAGGCCCUGGACCUGGGCCGCUACAAGGACAGCUUCACGGCAGCUGGCUAUGGGAGCCUGGAGGCCGUGGCCGCCAUGACUGCGCAAGACCUGGUGAGCUUGGGCAUCUCGUCGGCAGAACAUCGGGAGGCCCUCCUCAGUGGGGUCAGCGCCCUGCGGGCACGAGUGCUCCAGCUGCAGGGCCAGGGGGUGCAGGUGUGAGCAGCCCCCACUCUUCAGGCCGGGACUCCAGUGGGCUGCAGACCCCGUCUUGACAGCACCCUGGCAAGCUGCGCUCCACCGUGCAGAAGUGAGCACUC